GUGUCGCAGAAGACAUUGCGCCGCGUGUCCAGCUAAACCCUUUAAAACUACACUUCCCUCCCACUGGUCGGUUACGCAGCGUUAACGGAUAAACUGGCUCGGGCAUAUACUGCAAUAACUGUGGAGCUUCUUGCAAACAGCUGUCUCGCCGCCAGGAACAAAACACUGACGUCUGUGUGCUGCUGACAGCUGACAGAAAUGUCAGAGACCUCCAGCGAUGCAGAGUCCUCCUGUGGAUGGACUAUUAUUAGUAAUGAGGGUUCAGAUAUUGAGACUUUGGGAUCCGAGACAGCAGUGGAGUACGGAGCUGAGCUGUUAGAGCGCCCUCUGGUGCAAGAACCAGAGGCGCAGGAUGUUCAGACAUCAGUAUCUGCUGCUGUGUGUGCAGAAGAAAGGACUGCUGAUUCACUGGACAACACUCUGGGAGAACAAACUUUAGAUGAGACACUGAACGCCUCAGAGGUCGGAGACGAAGCUGCAGGGAAAGAGCCCGUGCUGUCCUCCAGCGACCUCUCCGACAUCGUGACUCUGCCAGACUUGAAGGAGGGGGAGCAUGCCGAAGUGGAAGAAGAGGCAGCCGUCCAUGAAGAUCUUUACCUCGGCACCUCCUGCAGCAGCCAGUACGCCUUCAGUGCUGCAGAGACCGGUUUGUUGUUGAGUCACUGGAAACUUCCACAGACUCUGAUGAACUUAAGCAGCCGUCUGAGAAGUCAGCUGACCGGUGGCCGCUCUUUUCCAGUUUUCCCAGUGCAGCCGCCAGCGGUGACAAACUCGAGCAGCAGCGAGGACGAGGCUGGACGCAGCGCCAGCACUGUUGUACGAAGACGAAGGUUGAGGAGGAGUACCACAAACACCGUGACUGACCCAGAGGACGAGGCUGUGUUGGAAUCUCGCCCAAGUGAUGAUGAUGAUAAAGGGGAGCAGGAGGUUAAAGAACAGAAGCAGCAGCAAGAGGAGGAGGAGACUGAAGUGAGAAGAGCUGCUCGGGAUGUUGAAGAGAGAGCCCAAAACAGCAGCAUCUUCAAAACGUCAAUCCUCAUCACUGUCGUAAUAGCUGCCUUCCUGUGUUUGGGUCACUUCUAUGAGAAAUACGAGAUAAAAAAGAAGCUCUUUGAUGAUGACUAUGUGAUGGACCUUACAUCCCAGGAAGAGUUGUUCGAGUAUGGCAUGGAAGAAAUGCAUGACGACCAAAUUCCAUUGCUCAUGGAGCUUGAGAGUAUUAGGAACGAGAACCAGGAGCUCAUUCUGAAACAGGCUCAUGUUCAGACCCAGAGAGAUAAGUUGGAAAUGUUGCUGAAAGAGAAGGAGGAGGAGAACACUAACAUGGUGUCUCAGCAGCAGAAGUUAGCAGCUGAGAACCAGCUGCUGAAAAGCUCUCUGCAGCGAGAAGAGAUGUCGUUGUCAGCCUUACAGGAGGAGCUGAAGAGUCUGCACUCUAAGAUCAGAGAUCUGGAGUCGAUGGAAGAAGGAGCCGACUUGCUGCUGUCAGAAAACCAGAACCUGAAAGAGCAGCUGGAGGAAGAGAAGCAGGUGACCAGAAGCUUCCACGGCCAGCUGACUAACAUGAUGGUCGAAACACAGACGCUGAGAAAGAAAUUUGACAAAGAGAGGAAGGUCACGGAUGAGCUGAGGAGAGAGCUAAGUCAACUGAGAAGUCGAUUCCCAGGAGCCGGAAAGGAAUUGGGUUCAGAGGCGGAGGAGCUGCAGUCCCGCCUGAUGGAGCUGGAGAAGAGACUGAGCUUUGAGCAGCAGCGCUCUGACCUGUGGGAGCGGCUGUAUGUGGAGACCAAAGAGGAAAGAGCCAAAGGAGACACAGAGCCCAAAGUGAAAAAACCAAAGCAUGGCAUGGCGGGAAAAGUGAAGGAGACGUUUGAUGCUGUGAAGAACUCCACCAAGGAGUUCGUACACCACCACAAGGAGCAGAUUAAGAAAGCCAAAGAGGCUGUGAAGGAGAACCUGAGGAAGUUCUCUGACUCUGUCAAAUCCACUUUCAGACAUUUCAAGGAUUCUGCCUCAACCUUCAUCAAUAAAGCCCGAGGGUUUUAUAAACAGAGAAGCAAUGAGAAGAAUUCAAGGGAGUCGUGGCAGCACAGAUCCCACAAGCCUCAUCAACGACACAAACACGACUCUGGCCACAACACCCGGAAGUCAGGAGACAAAGUUCACCAGGACUGGGAGCAAAACACUCACAAAGCCCACAUGAAGGGAUGCUCCGGGGUUUUCGACUGUGCCUACCAGGAAUCCACCAGGCUCUUCAACAAAGCCACAGAGCCAAUCAGAGCUGACGAGUUUCACAAGCUGCUGCAGAGCUACCUGCAGCAGGAGGUCGACCACUUCCACCAUUGGAAGGAGCUGGAGACGUUCAUCAACAACUUCUUCUGCAACGGAGUGUUCAUUCACGACCAGAUGCUGUUCACAGACUUUGUGAGCGGGGUUGAAAACUUUCUCGCAGACAUGCGCAAGUACCACGGCCUCGAUGAUGACACUUUCGGGGAUGUUGAUGACUACAUCUACAGGCACUUCUUUGGAGAAACAAACACAAAGAGUUACAGCCCGAGUGGGCCGUUUGAAGGACCCGAGGCAGACUCAAAGGAGGAAUCGAGGACAAAGCAGGAGCAGCGUAAGCAGCAGCGAGCCCGGUCUCGACCCCACAGCGAACGCAAGUGGAGCCGAUCAGGAAGAAAUGCAGACAGACACAUGGCUGACGUGAAGAUAGAGCUGGGCCCGAUGCCCUUUGACCCCAAAUACUGAAGCGAUUUCAGCUAGUUUAUUACAAUGGCUACAAACUUUAGUUGCAAAGUCAUCUUUUUUGUUUUUGUAAGUUUGCACAACUUUUGAAUGCUACUGAACGGCCUUCAGCUCUUUGGUGUUUGGUGAAGAAAUCAUUAGGUUGGAGUGGAAGACGCGGCCUAACUACAUGUAGCUUGAGUUUAUCUAAGAUGUUAAACUGAGUCAUUCUUUAAAUUUUGGCUGGUAAAUUUUAGACUGAUGAGCACCUCCCUCUUCAGCCCCAACACCUUCAUUUAAAAACAGCAGAGACU
Messenger RNA from Haplochromis burtoni (Burton's mouthbrooder), 3041 nucleotides. It is a transcript of the gene ccpg1, whose product is annotated as cell cycle progression 1. Gene Ontology annotation, cellular component: membrane. Lineage: Eukaryota; Metazoa; Chordata; Actinopteri; Cichliformes; Cichlidae. The transcript has 11 exons. The coding region runs from base 199 to 2751 and encodes 850 amino acids. The record is from RefSeq and is a predicted model, not a curated record.